AAAUAAAAAAAGUGAGAGCAAAAGCUGUGUGUGUAUAUGUAUGUGUAGAAGUAAUAUACACACAUACAUACAUAGAUUUCCAUACGCACAAACAAGCAGAAAAUUACAAACACGAAAUUGCAGCAAAAGCAGAACCAGAAACCGAUACUGAAACUGAAACAAGAAAAAAACUGAAAAUGCACAGCAACAACAGCGGCGGCGGCGGCGGUAAUUACCCCAACAACAACCACACCGGCAGCAGCUAUAACAACAGAAUCAAUAUCAACAGUAAUCAUUAUUAUAAUCAUCAACAACAAAAUACAAAAUUAUUACGUGUUUAUGAUCGUGUUACGACAUCAAAAAUCUUAAUAAGCGGCAUACCGCUGCAAACACGUUUCGAAGACAUCGAACCGCUACUGAAGCCCUAUGGCAUCGUCAAACAGUGUGAGGCUAUUUCUAGUAAGGAUCAAAAUACUCAAACAGUACAUAUAACAUUCGAAAAUCCUGAGCAGGCGCAAAGAGCUGCUGGUGGCCUGAACGGCGUCGAAUUCGAGGGCAGUAAACUGCACGCCGAGCAAUUGGACAAAAAUCAACGCCGAAGCAUACGCAAUCAGCGCAAUCCGUAUCCGGGAAUGCCGGGACCCGGCCGCCAGGCGGACUUUCCGCUACGCAUUCUGGUGCAGAGCGAGAUGGUGGGCGCCAUCAUUGGCAGACAGGGCACAACCAUACGCACCAUCACACAACAGAGUCGGGCCCGUGUCGAUGUGCAUCGCAAGGAGAAUGUUGGCUCCCUCGAAAAGUCCAUUACGAUUUAUGGCAAUCCGGAGAACUGUACCAAUGCGUGCAAGCGCAUACUGGAAGUUAUGCAACAAGAGGCAUUGUCCACAAAUAAGGGUGAGAUCUGCUUGAAGAUACUCGCCCAUAAUAAUUUAAUUGGUCGCAUCAUUGGAAAGAGCGGCAACACGAUUAAACGCAUUAUGCAGGAUACGGAUACGAAGAUAACCGUUAGUUCCAUCAACGACAUCAACAGCUUCAAUCUGGAGCGUAUCAUCACGGUGAAGGGCCUCAUCGAGAACAUGUCCCGUGCAGAAAACCAAAUCAGCACCAAACUGCGCCAAAGCUAUGAGAACGAUUUGCAGGCAAUGGCGCCUCAGAGCCUCAUGUUCCCCGGUCUCCAUCCCAUGGCAAUGAUGUCGACACCGGGCAACGGCAUGGUCUUCAACACAAGCAUGCCGUUCCCCUCGUGUCAAAGCUUUGCCAUGUCCAAGACACCGGCCAGCGUGGUGCCACCGGCCUUCCCCAACGAUAUGCAGGAGACCACGUUUCUCUAUAUACCAAACAAUGCAGUUGGGGCCAUCAUUGGCACCAAGGGCUCGCACAUACGCAGCAUAAUGCGCUUCUCGAGCGCAUCCCUCAAAAUUGCGCCCCUCGACGCCGACAAGCCGCUGGACCAACAAACGGAGCGCAAGGUCACGAUUGUUGGCACACCGGAGGGUCAGUGGAAGGCGCAGUAUAUGAUAUUUGAGAAGAUGCGCGAGGAGGGUUUCAUGUGCGGCACGGACGAUGUGCGCCUAACCGUUGAGCUGCUUGUCGCCAGCUCCCAGGUCGGACGCAUCAUUGGCAAGGGCGGACAGAACGUGCGUGAGUUGCAACGUGUGACGGGUAGCGUCAUUAAGCUGCCAGAGCAUGCGCUGGCGCCACCCUCAGGCGGCGAUGAAGAGACACCUGUGCACAUCAUUGGGCCAUUCUACAGCGUUCAGUCUGCACAGCGACGAAUUCGUGCCAUGAUGCUAUCGACAAAUCCGCCACCAGUGACCAAAAAACAGAAGGCUGCCAAAGAACAACAAUUGCAACAACAACAACAACAACAACAGCAACAGCAACAACAACAGACAUUAGCCGGCGCUGCGCCAAGUGGGACUCAACAGCAGCAGCCGCAGCAGCAGCAACAACAACAGCAGCAGCAGCAGCAACAGUCGCCGUCGCAGCAGCAGCAGCCGCUGCCGCCGCAAUCACAUCAUCAAUCGUCGUCGGCGUCGUCGGCGCCACCUGCGCAUCAUCAGCAGCAGCAGGCGUCGUCGACAGCGUCCUCACAUCAAUUGCAGCAGCAGCAGCCGUCGCCGCCGCCCGGCAACAAUGCAUCGGCUGCCACCCAACAACAACAGCAGCAGCAGCAGCAGCAACAACAGCAGCAGCAGCUGGCGAGUUCACAGCAGUAAGAAGCUGCAGCAGCCGUGUGUGGGACUGGGGCAGGGGCAAGGGCAGUGCAGAAGAGUCGGGCAAAACUCAACUGGAACAACAACGUCAAGAAUUUACCAUAAUGCCAAUAGCAAGAAGACAAACCUACAUUUGGAUUUCUUUGAACUUCAAUCAGGCAACAACUUGCAGUUGUUGCAACAUCAGCAGAAGCAACAUGAAGAUCAACAGCAACAACAACAGCAACUCUCGUCCCUCUGCAGCUCAACAAGAAGAGCAAGAGAAUUGAUAGUAAUGCAACAGCGAAUGAGCAGCCAAAGAGCAGCAGCGCAGCGCUCUCUAGCAGCUAGGAAGGAGAGCGAGAAGGCAAUGUGUACAACUGUCAAAUGCUUGCUUAUCAAAUAAAACACAGGGUGUUCCCAGCAUGAGGCGCCUAAAUGUUGAAUGGCAACGCACUGAAUUGUUGUUUCUCAUGGUGUGACUGCUCAAGUUUUUGAAAUUGUUUAUCAUUUCUAUUAAACAACAAACACACAACCAGACACACACGCACACCACACACACAUACCACACUUACCACUCAUACAUAAUUGAAGAGAGAUAGAUGCCCGAUCUUUAUUCAGCAGCUUUUUACCACUAAGCCAGUCCCCCUCUGCAGAUGAAUAUUUUGCCUCAUGAAAAGAAUGAGGAGGAGAGUAACACACAACAAAAAGAAACACAACUAAACAAAACCAAGGACAAGGCAGCGCACACAACCAACCGACCUCGAAAUGAUGCCAAGAAAUGUGUGUUUAGGGCCAAACGCUUUUACUAUGAUGGAACUCUAUGCAAAUGUACCCGAGAUUCUAUUUGAUAUAUAGUAUAUAUAAUAUAUGUAUGUGACUAAACUACUGUAACUACUACUAUAUACCACACGAGCCGAAAACUCAACAAUUCCCCUACCUAAAGCAAAACUUGUCUAAAUUAUGAAUUUAUUACAUGUGUAGCAUGUGUAUCUGCAAAACUAAGGCAUAAAAAUGUAAAAA
Drosophila arizonae is the source of this 3197-nucleotide messenger RNA. It is a transcript of the gene Imp, whose product is annotated as IGF-II mRNA-binding protein. The record is from RefSeq and is a predicted model, not a curated record. Gene Ontology annotation, molecular function: RNA binding. Lineage: Eukaryota; Metazoa; Arthropoda; Insecta; Diptera; Drosophilidae.